Molecule: messenger RNA, 1590 nt
Organism: Pecten maximus
Lineage: Eukaryota; Metazoa; Mollusca; Bivalvia; Pectinida; Pectinidae
Exons: 3
Coding region: 25-474 (149 amino acids)
Source: RefSeq, a predicted model, not a curated record
CAUACUCUCUCAGUCCCACAGGAGAUGGACCAGCAUACUCUCAGUUCUACAGGAGAUGGACCAGCAUACUCUCAGUUCUACAGGAGAUGGACCAGCAUACUCUCUCAGUUCUGCCUCAAUGUGACAAUGUGGACAACUGACCAUUUGUUCUCUUUUAUUCAAACACGAAAGGAAAGUGGCAGGAGGGACGUAUCAGGCAUGCUGUUGUGCAUGAUGAUGUUGCUAGGGAGCUCAACCCCCCAGACAUCAUCAUGCAUGGAUCAAGAUCAUUCUACAUAUUUAAGGACCUGUAGAAAAUGUGACUUAAGUUUGUCCACAUGCUCUACUCCAGAUAUAAAUAUUUUUCUCCCUCAACUGAGAUCUCAGCAGACAUCAACAGAGCACCCUGGGAUCUGUCAGUUUAUGUUACAUGUAAUUUUGAAACAUUAUGGAAUAUCCUCUGCAUCCAUCUGUAAAUUAAUUGUGCAAGUUUGAUGCAAGUUUAAAAAUGGUUUAUACUUCAAAUUUUGCUUGAUAAUUUGUUAUUAAUGCCCUUACAUUAAUCUGUUUUGUGAGGUCUUACAAAAUAAUGAAAUAGAAAAUAAUAGUUUUCUCCUUUUGACAUGCUUUUGAUGCAACAUUUUUGAAAUUUUGUGGAAAGUUUUUGUGCAUAUUCAAUUUGUUAUGGUCCACUCAACUUUCACUUAAGAAGAUAUUAAUGCCGUGAUUAGUGCAAAGAUUUAUUUCACAUAGACUAACAUUUACUAAGAGCAGCUCAUUCUUUUCACUUAUGAGUCUGUAAAAUUUGCCUGUUCAAAGUUUUCUUAAUAAGGUGUAAUAUUAUGACCAGGUAAAAUUGUGUCACCAUUAUUCUUGUAUUUCAAAUGAUGUAAAGUGCAAGUGGCAUAUAGCCAUUGCUUUAGUACAUCUGAUGUUGUCUGCUAAUUUGUUUCAUCAUCUGAGAUCUAAGGAAAAUAAGAUGGCCGUCAAUACACUUGAACAUGAAGAAAAACAUGAUACAAUUUUUGUAAUUACAUUUGUGUAUUGUUAUUAUUUCAUUUUAAUAACCAAUUUGUCAGAUGAAUUGAAUACAUAAUGUAAUCUAAAUAGAUUUUGGCGGUGUUUAGUUAACGGUACAUGUACUGUAGUAGUAUAUAAUGUAAAAUUUAUUUAUUUGAAUUUCCAAUCAUGACAAUCAGAUCUGGAGUGACUCAUUAAAAACUGCAAAUGUUAUUAUGAAACAUAAAUUAAAAAUUGGACAAUGUUUUGUGCUACAACUUUAAAAAAAAAAUAGUUUUCAAAUUCUUUCUUCCGUAAAGUUAUAUGUUAGAUGUUCUACAAUUGUCAGUGCCUUUGUUACUAACAAACUGGCACAACUGUUUGAAUAAAUGUGUUUUUUAGCUGACAAUGAUGGUUCGAGUUGUGAUUUAAAUAAUGAUGGUACGAGUUGUGAUAUUGAAAUAGGUGGGAUGUUCAUAUUUGAGCAAUUUAUGAAGUACAAGCUGGAUCAUGAUGUAAAUCCAAUUAAGUCGACUUUCUCAUCUGAAAAAUAUAUAAGCUGUGAGGUAACUGACCCAUAAUACUAAAAGCACAGUAUAUUCUCUAGAAAGG